AUAUAUUCAUUUAGUGAAAACACUAUGUAUCCAUAAGUUUUUACUCUCAAAAGAGUUCACUUUCACUAUUGCCAAGCUCCCAUAGCCAUCAAAAGAACUUUACUCAAAAUAUAUCCAAGAAGUUACAUGGUGCUGCUUUUCAGACAGUACUCCUGAAAGUAUAAAGCCAUUCGAGGCUACUUUGUUAAGGGUACCACUAAUUCGUCCUGGAGUUUAGACCAUGACCAACGUCUCAAUCUCCAAAAAUGAUAUUUCUAGUGAUUUCCAGGAUGAUCAGUUUCAUCUUAAAGGAUAUGAGAGAAGUGAAUUAGUGGUCAAUGGCAUUGAAGAAGAUUGUGUAGAUAUUGAUUCUCUUUACUCCAUUUGUGGCCUUAACAAUGAAGAGAAUACAUCUGAUGAACAAGUUAGAAGCAACUUAUUGGAAGAUCAGCAACAAAGUCUAUCAGAUUGGACGCAAAAUCAUUUCCCCACCAACACAGUCAUGCCCUUGCAACCGGUCCAAAUCCAAUCCACUAUUGAAGCACCAAAGAAUGAUGAUUUCCGGCCUCAAGUACCAGAACCUGGCAACUCUAGCAAUGAAAAACCAAAGCCGUUUUCAUUAGCAUCUUUGGAGCUACUGAGCAAUUAUGGCAGACUGAGCAAGAAAUCGAGCGAGGAAAACUUGAGCUCUAAUGCACUAAGUUGUGAGGCUCACUUAGGUAACAGCAACAAAUUGCCAAUGGAAGAGAUCUUGAGGGCUGCUGGAGAAAGGUACAUACAGUACUCCACCCAAAGGCUAGAUGGUCUUUCUAUGUUUAUCCACCCUUAUGGUUCGGCACUCUCAGGCCUUUGUAUGGAGGAAACAAGGGACGUGGAACUUGUCCACCUCCUCCUAGCUGCAGCAGAAGAAGUGAAUAAUCAGCAAUUCCAUCUAGCUAGCAAAUUGAUUUCUCGUUGUAUGAGGGUGGCAUCUGAUUCAGGUAAUCCAGUCCAGAGACUUUCUUUCUAUUUUGCUAAAGCUUUAGAAGAAAGGAUUGAUCGAUCAACUGGAAGAUACACAUGUACGGAUGAAGAUCGCCACCUCAAGUAUAUAAAAACUAUGUCAUUAGGUACCAACUCUGCAUUCUUGACUUGCCACCAACUAAUUCCCUUCAGUCAAGUGAUGCAAUUUGCUGGAGUUCAAACAAUUGUUGAAAAUGUCAGAAGCGCAAAAAAGAUCCAUUUGAUUGAUUUUAAUAUCAGAAGUGGAAUUCAGUGGAUAGUCUUGAUACAAGCUCUUGCAGAAAAAGGUGACAGUCCAAUUGAACUUCUUAAGAUAACUGCAGUUGGAAGCACAGAAAAAGAGAACUUUGAAGUAACAAGCAACACAUUACACAGUUUUGCCAAGUCCUUAGGUCUUUCAUUUUCAUUUGAUAUAGUUUUUGUCUCGGGCAUGAAAGAUUUCAAGAAAGAGUCAGUCAAUAUUAAAACAGAUGAGACUGUGGCUGUUUAUUGUAACUCUAUACUAAGGACAAUGCUACUAAGACCAGAUUGUUUGGAUAAUUUGAUGAAAGUAGUCAGAAGUAUUGGACCAACAAUUAUUGUUGUUGGCGAAGUUGAAGCAAACCAUAAUUCACCAUCAUUUUUAAACCGCUUUAUUGAGACACUUUACUUUUACAGUGCAUUUUUUGAUUGCUUCGAGGACUGCAUGGAUCGAGGCAGUCCAUGUCGAACAACGAUUGAAGGGGUGUAUUUUGGUGAAGGUAUUCGGAACAUCGUGGCGGCUGAAGGUGAGGACAGGUUCACCAGGAAUGUGAAGCUUGAAGUAUGGAGAGCAUUCUUUGCAAGGUUUGGUAUGGUGGAAGAAGAGCUUAGUGAGUCAGCUUGGUAUCAAGCUCAUCUGAUUCUCAAGCAAUUUGCACAAGGCAGUUCUUGUGAUCUUCAAAAGGAUGGGAAAGGCCUCAUUAUUGGGUGGAAGGGAACACCAAUUCAUUCCCUAUCCAUUUGGAAGUUCUUGUAAGAAAACAAUUUGCCUUAUUGAGGAAACAAAUAGGAUGCUUACUUGCUCAGUUCAGUUG
Solanum verrucosum is the source of this 2036-nucleotide messenger RNA. RefSeq names its product DELLA protein RGL1-like. Gene Ontology annotation, molecular function: DNA-binding transcription factor activity; sequence-specific DNA binding. Lineage: Eukaryota; Viridiplantae; Streptophyta; Magnoliopsida; Solanales; Solanaceae. The record is from RefSeq and is a predicted model, not a curated record. Gene Ontology annotation, cellular component: nucleus. Gene Ontology annotation, biological process: regulation of DNA-templated transcription. The transcript has 2 exons. Bases 221 to 1978 code for a protein of 585 amino acids.